Molecule: messenger RNA, 1599 nt
Organism: Salvia hispanica
Lineage: Eukaryota; Viridiplantae; Streptophyta; Magnoliopsida; Lamiales; Lamiaceae
Product: phytolongin Phyl2.2-like
Cellular component (GO): membrane
Source: RefSeq, a predicted model, not a curated record
UGUUGAAUCUCUAUGCAAUUGGCCUCCAAAAGGGGGAGAGAAUCGAGAGAUUCUGGUUUUGGCCGGUGGAAAAGAUCUCCUUUUUCCACUUUUCCGACGACUCAAGCCACCUCCCUCAACCCUAAAUCCUCCCCCAAUUUGAAUUCACCCUCCUCAAUUUCCCCCAAUUUCGACCAGGACUUGGAUCCGGAUUCAUUUUUCGCCACCGGCGAAACGAGAAUUCCGACAAAAGGGAAUUAGGGUUUUGAUCUCGAAUCCCCCCUUUUUCCGCAGCUAUGAAUUCGGAUCCAAGUCUGAUCCACUACUGCUGCAUUGCGAAAUCAACCACCAUAUUAGCCGAAUUCAACUCCAAGGACGCCGAGCUCGGCGCGAUCGCGGCGAAAUGCCUCGAGAAAACGCCGCCGCUCCACGCCACCUUCAGCCACACCGUCCGAUCGCAGACAUUCGCCUUCAUGAUCGACGAUCCGUUCGCCUAUUUCCUGAUCUCCGACGAGAAAUUGAAGAAAUCCGAGGGUUUGACGUUUCUGGGGAGCGUGAGGGAUGCUUUCGUUAAGGAUUUCAACGGUGUUAGCAAGCUGGAGAGGCUGAGUUCCCAUUGCUUCCAGGGCGAAUUCAGCCCUGUUUUCCGGCAGCUGAUUGGCCCGGCGUUGUAUCACAUGGAUGGAAUUGAGUCCCCAAAAGGGCAGAGAAUGGGGGAAAAUGGGAGCUUUCAAUACGGGUCGGGUCCAAUUCGCGGAAGGAGCAGGCUCAGUGUGGAAAAUGGGUCGAGCAAGAUGAAGAAGAAUGCAUUGCUUGAGGAAUUCAAGAUGGAUGGGAGAAGAAAUGGGGAGAGAGAGGUUGAUGACAGCAGUGGCAACGCCACCCCCCUUUGUCCGAGCCCCGGGUUCAGUUCGACCUCGCAUAAGAACAGAGGGCUCUAUUCUGGGGAACUGAAUUGCCAGCAAAAGGCUAAGAAGGUUUGGAAGAAGCAAGUUUGGGUGAUUCUUUCGCUCGAUUUGAUCGCUUGUGCAAUCUUGUUUGUUGUAUGGCUGUGGGUUUGCAGGGGCCUGAAAUGCAUGGAGAGCUGAAAUAGCUUUGGUUUGAUUACAUUUGGGUGAUUUCUUAUACUUGGUGAUAUAUAAUAUGUUGGUUGAGUUUCUUUGUUGAAAUGAAAAGCAUCCAUUUCCUGUUAUAAUGCAGGACUGGUAUCCCUUGUGUAUUUGAUGUGAUUAUUGUGCUUCAAACUUGUGUAUACAAACUCGUUUUAAUAGGAUUCCCAGCCUGUUUAUGGAGGUUUUUGAUGAUGGAGUGGAUUGAACGCCUGGUAAGUUGCUGGGCUCUAUUGCUUUGUCAGUGGUGGGGCGAAUCUUGGCCUUGUGUUUGAUCUGCUGCGUUGUUUUGCUCGGUUUGGUUGUGGCUGUCAGAUGAAACACCAACUGAGUUGCAGGAUCUGAAUUGUAUUUGUGCUUUUUGAGUCUUGUAUAAAUCGAGUUUUUCUUCUUGUUGGUUGUUGUCACGCAAUAUGUUUUUGGAUCCCGUGUUCCUGUUUCUGGUUCGCGUUGAUCUUGUUUCUGUAUCGCAUCACAACUUUCAAGUAUAAACGCGACUGGUAAUUUGUCA